This is a messenger RNA of Trichophyton rubrum CBS 118892, 5632 nucleotides long. RefSeq lists its product as uncharacterized. The record is from RefSeq and is a predicted model, not a curated record. The transcript has a single exon. The coding region runs from base 847 to 4194 and encodes 1115 amino acids. Lineage: Eukaryota; Fungi; Ascomycota; Eurotiomycetes; Onygenales; Arthrodermataceae. Gene Ontology annotation, molecular function: protein binding.
GUUGCACCAUUUACGAGCCUCAUUUCAGCGAGAUGGAGGGCGAGGACACGGUUCGUCGGUCUUCUGGAGGACCACAGCCCAGGUCGAGACUCCAGUUGGACGAGGAGUGAAACCAGGCAGCAGCUCUGCGAUUCCACGGUAUCUCGCGCUUCGCUAAGGUAGAGGGGGAGAUGCUGCUCUCUUUGACCAUAUAAAUGGAGUACUUUACUAGUUAACUGGCUGGGUGAAUGGUACUCAAUCGUCCAGAAAGAUGACCCUUUGUGGCCUUCAAAGGUUCAGCCAUAUUAUGAAGAAGCCUGUUACAAGGAUCUAUCUUUGUUUGAUAUGUUACUACAAUGUAGUAGUAACUGUUUCUUGUUUACAGAUGGAAUUUUGGCUCUUUAAACCUACUUGUUGAACUCCAUAGUUAUUAUACCCCUGGCUAUGGUGGGUGCAUGAAUGGCCCAUAUACCUGGUAGCGUUAACUUCAUUUCAAGCAAGACAUAGUCUUUCAUGCGUACAAUAUGGCAUUAUCCGGCGGACUAUUGCUUGGAGAACGACCCUUUGUUGCCGCCGAGACUGCUGUAGUCGACAACCACCGGCGGAAAGGAUCAAGGAGUCGCUGAAUUCAGCAUGGCCUCUCAACUAUGAGAUCAAGUUACAUAGCUUCUCCUUGUUGCCCUGCUUGUCUACCCUUUUCCUUUAUAUAGUGCUGUAUUGCUUUGUCCAGGGUUAUAUCAACAAUGUUCUUUGAUCUCCCUGGACAUACAAUAAACCUGGAUUCCUCUAUCCUGGUGGCCUACCUUCUAACCCAAGCUUCUCUGAGAUUCCCACUAUCAUCCAUCGUGUAUUAUUACUAGCUUCAAAAUGUCCGAACAACAGACCAUAGAGGACCCCAGUAUGCCAUGUCCGGUAAAUUGUCCGGUACCUAUUGGAUUGGACUAUGUCGCGCCAGCUUAUCCGGGUCAGCCAGACCUGUUUAACGAUGUCGAAUGGGGGCCGUUUCCUGCCGACGAAGAUAUAGCGAAGGCGUACAAAGUGUGGUCGAUACCAAACAGCACCCUAAAAGCAUCUCACCCCGCAACCAAUGGCCCAGCCGGUUGUCUGGUACGGAAUGUAUAUGAGAGCAUUCUGACUUCUCCAGACUUACCCAUUCGACAAGAAAAUUAUAUUUUCCAUCCUCCAAGAGAUGCUGAACGUACUGAAGGCUGGACUUAUAGCGACAUUUUUGGCACUGAACCCGAGGGUCAAGAGCAGUCAUUAGAUAAUACCACUCCUAGCGUACUGGUGCAAGGACAUAACCCUCUUAUCGAUACUAAAUACUGGACGAAAGCAAAGCUCCAACCAGAACUGCGUUCACGGGGAAUCGAUGCAAACGGUCUCGUUGCUGUCCUAAGGCAAAGACUGUACGAUGACGAACAUCAAAAGUUGAGCCCCCUCCGCCACCAGGAGAGGAGAGCCGAAGAUAAAGGUAGUUUCCUACCUGUCCAGUCGUUGCCAGAAUGGGGCCUUAAGCGCAAAUCCGAUGAUUUCCUAGUCAAGAUUACUACACAAAGUCGUUUAUCAGCACUAGAUAUGUACACCUGGGCAAUACAUCUCAGCCCAUACAACCCUGCGUUCUGGACCAGCCGCGCAUACUUAUAUUACCAGAUGGGUCAUUUUGACCUAGCUAUCGGGGACGCAUACCGCGCACAACUCCUAUGUGAGAAACUUGUCAAUCCGCUAAACCGCCAUACUCAACCUGGUAUCUAUAUUCAUAUAUGGGACGCCGUCGAACGCCACAUAUUACAAACACCAUCCAACGGGCGCCAGUUUUCCCCGGAAGUCCUUCUGUUGCGGAGGGGGAACGGAGUAAACAGCUUCAUUCCCUUAGUGCGCAAAGCAGUCCAUCACAUUAUCGUGCUUAGCCUGUUGGCAAUGCAAUGCUGGGAAGAUUACUCUGCUACCGAACCAUAUCUAAGGACGAGACUUAUCAUGGCUGACCGCGACAAGAUUGCCAUGACAAAGCGGCAAGGGAAACUAGCUAAAUUCAUUCAAGAAGCAGGAAAAGAAAAAAGACGCGAUGCUCGUGAAUAUUUUUUCGAGCGGCAUUAUGGCUUCAUUACAUGUCGUCAGUAUCCGUAUGAUAACUACGAUGCUGCUACCGCACUUAAACAGAUUGCAGAUAAGUUGAAUGCGGAUAUGAUAAAAAAGUCACAGGCUCUGGUCUAUCGUCCUGCCAAGAUCCAGGUGGAUGUGGACGGUGGGAGUCUGUCAGUAUAUGCAUAUGAGGACAUACGCAAGGGAACAGUCAUAUACGUAGAUGAGCCUUCAGUAAGGGGCCAUCUUCAGCCACUGUACAAACCCUCAAAGCAUUUCUGCGAGAAUUGCAAGCGCCAGCUUAGCACUGGUGGCUCCCCGCCAUCGUCCCCUACCGAGAAUAAGGCUGUACAGGACCCCAGUUGCUCUUGUUCCAAUUCCAUCUACACUCCUCUGUAUUGGUGCAGCGCAGAUAGCCCGAGCUCAAGAGAUUCUUCUACAAACUCGUCUGAAUUCACGUGCAGUCGUCGAAGGCCAGGUGCCGAAACAGACAACGGACAGGAGACGACAAAGGGUAAUCCCUCAAAGAGACAAAAGACAAGCGAUGAUCGUGCCAACAAACAGGGACUUUCGUGCUUGGAUAUUGCAAAAUCUUUAUAUCAUAAUCGGGCCUGCGGGAAGAACUGGAACUGGCUGCACAAUGCAAUGCGACCAAACUACUGGAACUCUGAAUCUGUACCGCGGGAGCUGGGCUCCCUUUCCCAUUCAAACGAGAAGCAUGGUACUUUGUUGAGUUUGUUGCUUAGAGAGGUGUUUGACAUCACUCUUCUCAGGCGUGAGACCGAUAACAAGCCUCAUUUGCUGGCCCACGAGAUUGACGAGCUAAUGCCAAUCCUAUUGUGGCCUGCUACAGGCAAAAAUCUGCCUUUCUCGUUUGCAGCGAAUAUCCAGGUUCCUUUUGACAUUCUCUCAUGUCUAGGUGUGAACAUUUUCCGGGACCUUUCAUUUGAUACCUGGGUAAUUCAGCUUGUCCUUCGAAAACUGCUAAUGUCCGUCAUCCCCUGGCGCGCUCCGGGCGAGGAAAGGCGCGAGGACAUUCCUGAGACUCAGGAUGAGAUUAUCGAGCGUACCAGGGAGAUCUCUAAGUUUACUCCAAGCGAGUCCAAUUUAAUUAUGCCAACUUUCCCCAACCUUUAUGUCUUUCCUGCGAUUUCUGUGUUCAACCAUGCCUGCCCUCCUUACCAUAAUGUAGAUUGGAAUUGGGAUACUGAGAUUCCAAACCGCCUUAUUCUACACGCCAACAGGUUUAUAAAGCAUGGAGAGGAGCUAUUUAUACGCUACACCAAAGCGCCACUUCCCAACAAUACAGCUGUGAGGCUAUUUGGUAGAAGCUGCCUUUGUCCUGACUGCGGGAGAGAGAGGUCUAACUCGCCGCCUUUGCCCGAUUAUUUCGGGUUUGCGACCAGUAAUGAGUCUGAGCCAGAAAACUCCUCGUCUCCAGGAGAACCAAUCCAAGGGCCUGGAUUGGCUCUAUGGAGGUCUCCAGAGCCUAGCGAGGAGGAAACGUCUGGUGACAAUGGAAACACUCCCGGGUCAAGAGAAAGGAGAAGCGGUGGUAAUAACCAACGGAGAGAUGCAGAAGCCGAUGAUCAAGAAGAAGACGAACAUGAGGAUUAUAAGAGUAGUUCUCAGGAGGAGUCAGUCUCGUAUUCAAAUAUUAAUGUCUAUCAGGGGCGCACUCCCUUCGACUACAACCAGGCUCGUGAGCGCCAGCCGAGAAAUCAAACUUCUGAUGAUGACUACCAACUGGCAGCACAACUUGUUCUUCAAUCUAUGUCAACUUAUCCCGAGCCAGAGGUUCCUCAGCAUAGCUCUCAGCCGUCCACACAGACUCGAGAAGGUCAGAACAGUCAACAACAGGGGGAAACCCGCGAACCACCCAGCUCUACGGCAGCUAGGGUUGCCAUGCCACCUCCGUCUCGAGGUUUGGGGCCAAGAGCCAGUCUCGCCAAUACACGCUGCUCGAAAUCUCCACAAGCCUCAUCACUUCGCCGUGGAGCUUUAAUAAGGCACAGGGGAAUUAUCAUGUCUUCUUAUGAUUACAAUCAACUUAUUGAGCGAGAGCGGAAAGCACAGCAGGAACGUAAUCGACAAGAGGAUGACACGCAAGGUAGCCAUGAUAAGCAUGCCAACUAGCAAUCUUAGUGCGUAUAAGCUCCAUAGUGAUGACUGCUUUUGGAUGUUCCAACUUUUUUGGGUUUGUAUGUUUUGAUUAGUUAUAUCGAAUUUCCGAGUUUUGGUCUUUUCUUAUCCUCCCAAGUCUCACAUCCAUAUAACCAAAGAUAAAAAUGCACUAAACUUGAUGCUCUAAGCUUGUCAUUAGACAGUAGGUCUCUAAGUUAACUUGAAUUUUUGGGGUUGUCGAAUGAUACGAACCCCUUUCCUCUCAAGCUAUCACGCAUGAUGCCUGGUUCGAUUUACAUGCCUGUACCAUUAUCAGGAAUUACCGGCCUUCAAAUCGAUAGCGUUGGGCUGCGGUUAAGUAAUCAAUUAAAUGACUAAUGUUGAGCAAACAGUUCAUGGGUUGUGCCACAGAAUCGCAUUUGAAAGCAUGCACGAAGGAUUUAGCGCGAGAAAACCCCCGAGACAGUGCCUCCGUGCGGCCAUGCUGUAUUUGUGAAACGUUGAUGCCGCUAUCGUUAUUCCACUCCAUCAAUCUCAGGAACAAUACUUGUUCUGUUGUUGGAUGGUUAACAUGAGGGAGAUAAUCAUGAUUCGGUAGCAUGCAUGCACUUCUCCCUGUGCCCCACGAGAGAUGCUAGGUAUAAGCGCUAAUAAGAGACUGGCCGGACGGUUGAAGGUCGACAAAAUAGCAAAUCGAAGCUGCCAUUGGGCGUUCAGGCUGCUGUGGCAAAUCUAAAAAUCUCCCUUGCUCAGUUACAGAUGUGUCCCCAGUCGUUCCGGGGAGAGCCAGAUCAGACAAAGACGGGCUUAUCCAAGGCCGUCUUCAGCUGGGCAGGACGCGGAUCCGUCGGGAUGGCCGCUUGCUACGGUAUGACUAGCCGUAUCAACUGCCCAAAUAUUAUGAAUUAGAGCAGCCCAAGCGGUCGAGGUACUCCUAGGUCAGCCUAUCGGACCUGUAGAUCUGGCAUGUCUCAGCAAGGGUAUCAAAGAUCACGAAACGAUCGGCCGGUGUCCGUUCAAACAUGUGACUUAAAACUUUCUUAAAUGAACGAACAGCCAUGUGGUUGUAAAGUAACAGCCUCGCAGAGUGACUCGAGCUCGAAAAGACGGCGUUACUGGGUGAUGAAGGGUUGAAGCCAGAGUGGCCGCAUGGGAUAGCGUGCGGCACAGCGAUUCAACACAGCCUCAUCGUGAUGGGCAACCACCAAUCAGCAGUCAAAAGAGCACCGUGUCAGAGCAUCCUAAGGCAUGGUUUGCAUCAUUCGGCGUAUCUCUGCAUCACAACCCCCAAGACUAUCAGACGAGACGCCGUCUAUAUCGUCGUGUCCGCUAUUGACGUUGGAGUUUGAUGUUGAUGUUGCGGCUCUAAACUUUGGCGUCGAGGAAGGUUUGUGCUUAGUCAUCCGCUCCUUUUCCUUCAAACUUCAACUUUUGACGACGACCUUGCAGC